This is a messenger RNA of Salvia hispanica, 1944 nucleotides long. The record is from RefSeq and is a predicted model, not a curated record. NCBI's taxonomy places the organism in Eukaryota, Viridiplantae, Streptophyta, Magnoliopsida, Lamiales, Lamiaceae.
AUGGAAGAAGCAGAACUAAAACCUGUUGUGGGUCAGUGUUUCCAAUCACUUGAUUUUGCAAUUGCUUUUUACGAUGUGUAUGCUCGAGCAGUUGGUUUUGACACGCGCAAACAAGGAGUAAAAAAAGUAGAAGGUGUUACUAUUUGGCAGUAUAUUGUAUGUACGCGUCAAGGUAAGAAGAGGACAGAGGAGGAGGAUAUGGUGAACGCCAGACAUGGUUUCACGCUGAAAAGGAGACGUUUAUCCAACCGGUGUUGCUGCCCAACGAAGAUAUCACUUCGUUAUUUCUCCAAAGGCGGACGUCCCAGAUAUAAGAUUCAUAAGUUUGUAGAGGCACAUAACCAUACCAUGGUGGAGGUGCAACAUAAGCCAUUCAUGACUAUAAAUCGAAAGUUGACUGAAGUGCAUGAGAAAUUCAUUCUUGAUUGUUCAAGGGCUAAUAUCGGCCCCACGUUGACUUUCAAAUUCAUGAAAGAGAUGGUGUUGGACGAGAUGCGUAGGAAGAAGGAACUAUCUGAUGCAUUUACAUAUCACUAUGAAGUUAAUAGUGAAAAUCAGUUGGUAGCCUUAUUUUGGUGCGAUGGUGUCUUGAAAAGGAAUUACCACAUGUUUGGUGACAUCGUUGCUUUCGACUCGACUUAUAACACCAACAUGUACUGUAUGAUUUUUUGUCCAUUUACUGGUAAGGAUAAUCAUGGGAGACCUGUUACAUUCGCUGCUGGUCUAGUUUCGAAUGAGAAGACAGGUGCAUUUGCUUGGUUGUUUAAACAUUUUAUUGAGUGCAUGGGUGUCGCACCCAAAAUGAUAGUCAUAGACCAAGAUUUGGGCAUGCGGUCAGCUAUUGAGGAAAUUCUAGUUGGCACUAGACAUCGGUGGUGCAUGUGGCAUAUAAUGCACAAGCUUUCGGUCAAAGCUCCGAAGAGGCUCCUCACAGAUGAACAUUUCAAGAAGGAUUUCCAUGCUUGUGUGUGGUCCGAAUUACACGAACCGGAGGAGUUUGAAGAAAUGUGGGAUGCAAUUAUUGUAGAAUAUGGUCUAGAAAAUGUGGGUUGGUUCAAAACAAUGUAUCGGCAUAGGAAGUAUUGGAUACCUGCUUAUUUUCGGGAUUUUCCGCUGGGAUCGAUGAUUAGGACCACAUCUGUUUCCGAGUCUGAAAACAGUUUUUACAAAAUCUUUCUUAAGCCUCGGUUAAAUCUUGCUGAAUUCUAUUUGAGUUUCAAUAAUGCGUUGGAAUCUCAAUGUAAUUCUAAUGCAAAGCUGGACUAUGCAGAUUCUACUAUUGUGCCAAUUUUGGCCACUGACCAGCCUUUCGAAAAGCAUGCAUCCACAUUGUUUACCGACUCUAUGUUCAGGAGAGUGCAGGAAGAAAUUGUGGAGGGUUGCAACAGAUGUCGGAUUGUUGAUAAGUACUCUGAAAGCAGGUGGAUGAAGACGACAUUGGCAAAGGCUUUACAUGGAUACACGGCUGAUGUGUUUCAAAACACUGAUGCCCAAUAUGAGAAAUUGAUUUUAUCAAAUGAAUUGACCUCUAUUUUUUUCAGUUGCCUUGCUAGUUACCAGUCAAAUAUGGAUACAUUGCGCGCUUUUGUUGGUGGUAUGAGAGAUCUGAAGAGUAGUAUAGACACUUAUUCUCCACCUAUAUCUGCAGUUGAAAAAAGAAGGAUGGUUGAAGAGUUUUAUGGAAUGGUCAGACUAGAAGUUGUUGAAGUUCACCCUCCUGACGUUAUCCAAACAAAGGGGUCUUGUAGUACAAAUAGCAAGCUUAUAAUUUCAAAGAGGGAGAAGGCUAUAAAGGAGUACAACAGACCUUUGAGGAGAUGUAUGAAUUGCCUAGAGAUGGGCCAUCACGAUUCCCGGAAUUGCCCAGAAAACGCGAAUGGUAAGGGCAAGGAGAAAUGCUUAAUGUAUGUUCAUGAAGUCGAUCCAGAAUUAUGUUUUGUUUGA